UUCCAGUAAACUUGGAAACCGAUCAUGUCUGGGAAACCCAAACUUUACUAUUUCAAUGGAAGGGGCAGAAUGGAGUCAGUCAGGUGGCUGUUGGCUGCAGCAGGUGUAGAGUUUGAAGAGGAAUUACUUGAAACAAGAGAACAAUAUGACAAAUUACUUAAUGAUGGAUCUUUGCUGUUCCAGCAAGUCCCAAUGGUGGAAAUCGAUGGGAUAAAGUUAGUACAGACUAAAGCCAUUUUGCACUACAUUGCUGGAAAAUACAACCUGUACGGGAAGGACCUGAAGGAGAGAGCAUAUAUUGACAUGUAUGUGGAAGGAACCGCAGAUGUUAUGGCACCGAUUAUAGGUCUCGCCUUUCUGCCUGAAGCUGACAAGGGAAAACAGAGGGACCUCAUAAAAGACAAAACAAUAAACCGGUAUUUCCCUGUUUAUGAAAAUCUAUUAAAAGAUCAGGAUUACUUGGUUGGCAAUCAGUUAAGUUGGGCGGACAUACAUCUCCUGGAGGCCAUACUAAUGGUGGAGGAAUUGUACAGUGACGUCUUACCUUUGUUCCCUCGACUUCAGGCAUUCAAAGAAAGAACAAGUGAGAUUCCGACGAUUAAGAAAUUUCUCCAGCCAGGAAGUCAAAGGAAAUCUAAACCUGAUGAAAAAUACGUAACAACUGUAAAGACCAUUCUUCGCUUCUGAUUCACAUAAAAAUAGAAUACAGAAUAUUGGUUUCACUAGGGGACCAACAUGUGUAUUGUUAUAUACGGUAUACACAAUAAAAUAGUCUAUUAA
This is a messenger RNA of Spea bombifrons (plains spadefoot toad), 780 nucleotides long. It is a transcript of the gene GSTA5, whose product is annotated as glutathione S-transferase alpha 5. Gene Ontology annotation, biological process: glutathione metabolic process. The transcript has 7 exons. Bases 25 to 687 code for a protein of 220 amino acids. Gene Ontology annotation, molecular function: glutathione transferase activity. Lineage: Eukaryota; Metazoa; Chordata; Amphibia; Anura; Pelobatidae. The record is from RefSeq and is a predicted model, not a curated record.